GCUCCACAGAGAGCUUCAACCAGCCGUUUGAGGGCUCCACCACAGAGCCGGGCAAGAUAGCGCUGGCCUUCUACUCCGGGCUCUUCUCGUACUCAGGAUGGAAUUACCUCAACUUUGUAACAGAAGAGCUGAAAGAUCCAUACAAGAACCUUCCCCGGGCCAUCUGGAUCUCCCUGCCCCUCGUCACCAUCAUCUACAUCCUGGCCAACGUGGCCUACUUUGCCGUCAUGACGCCCGUGGAGAUGCUUGCUUCGGACGCUGUGGCAGUGACAUUUGCUGACCGGACUCUUGGAGUAAUGUCGUGGGUCAUGCCUGUCUUUGUGGCCUGCUCCACGUUUGGGGCACUGAACGGAGCCAUUUUUACCUCCUCACGAUUGUUUUUUGUCGGCGCCCGUCAUGGGCAUUUACCUGGUUUCCUAGCAACCAUCAACAUCAAACUUCUCACACCUCUUCCAUCUCUCCUCUUUGGGUGCAUCACAUCCCUUAUCAUGCUGAGCUCAAGCGACAUUUAUGCUCUCAUCAACUACGCAAGUUUUGUCGAGACUCUAUUUAUAGGCAUGUCCGUCAGUGGACUGCUUAUUCUACGAAUCACAAAACCGAACUUAGAGAGACCUAUCAAAGU
Molecule: messenger RNA, 622 nt
Organism: Aplysia californica (California sea hare)
Lineage: Eukaryota; Metazoa; Mollusca; Gastropoda; Aplysiida; Aplysiidae
Product: large neutral amino acids transporter small subunit 2
Biological process (GO): amino acid transmembrane transport
Cellular component (GO): membrane
Molecular function (GO): L-amino acid transmembrane transporter activity
Source: RefSeq, a predicted model, not a curated record